Messenger RNA from Penicillium coprophilum, 1299 nucleotides. Its product is annotated as thermophilic desulfurizing enzyme family protein. The record is from RefSeq and is a predicted model, not a curated record. The coding region runs from base 1 to 1299 and encodes 432 amino acids. Gene Ontology annotation, biological process: L-leucine catabolic process. The transcript has 3 exons. Gene Ontology annotation, molecular function: flavin adenine dinucleotide binding; 3-methylbutanoyl-CoA dehydrogenase activity. NCBI's taxonomy places the organism in Eukaryota, Fungi, Ascomycota, Eurotiomycetes, Eurotiales, Aspergillaceae.
AUGUACCCUGCCACCAUGUCCCGAUCCAGUGUUAUAGCGACGGACCCCGUUAUCUACGCUGAGUACCAGACCACAUGGUCCGAUCUCCCGGAAACCGAACAAGCAUGGAUUUCUAGAGCUCGUGAGGUCUCUGAGGUGCUAGCCAGAGACGCUGCCCAAAGAGACCAGGAGAACAAAUCACCGCGCGCCGAAGUGGCCCUGCUCAAGUAUUCGGGCCUGACAAAGCUUCUAGGACCCAAAAAGUACGGUGGUGGUGAGCAACCCUGGAGCGUUGGCUAUAAGGCAAUAAGAGAGGUUGCAAAAGGAGAUGGAUCUAUCGGUAUGCUGCUUGGCUAUCACCUUCUCUGGUCCACCAUUGCAAAUGUGAUGGGCACUCCUGAACAAGCCGAUCGAACCCAUCAGUUGAUCAUUUCAAACAAUUACUUUGUCGGUGGCGCUGUGAACCCACGCGACAAUGAUCUGAAGAUCACUUCAGAUGGAGACCACAUCGUAUUCACCGGGAACAAAUACUUCAACACUGGAGGCGUUGUAUCUGAUCUCACGGUUCUCGAAGGUAUCUUGGAUGGCACUCAGGAUCAUAUAUUUGCGUUGGUCAAAACCGAUCAGCCCGGUAUUCAGUUUGCUCACAACUGGCACAACAUUGGUUUGCGUCUGACCGAGUCUGGGGGCGUGAAGAUAGAGAAUGUCCAGGCUUCUUGGUCCGAUGCACUGGGCUGGGAUACAGCUACCAAGAAACCUCGUGAUGAUACCCUAAAGAUUCCCUUCCCUACUCUAUUCCUGCCAACCAUCCAACUGGUCUUUAGCAACUUUUACUUGGGUAUCGCUCUCGGGGCUUUGGACUUCGCCUCCAGAUACACUACGACCGCAACACGUGCUUGGCCUUUCGGCGGCGACAACAAGGAAUCAGCAACGGAUGAGUUCUACAUCCUCGAACGUUAUGGUAACUUCUUUGCACAUCUACGUGCCACUGAAGCCCUCGCAGAUCGAGCAGGCGAUCAACUCUCAGGACUUUAUACUCGUUAUCAAACGCAAAAAUCCGGUCUCACAGCACAGGAACGCGGAGAUGUUGCGGAAUGGGUGGCUAGCGUCAAGGUAGUCACCACAGACGUUGGACUUAGGGUUACUUCUGGUGUAUUCGAAGUCACGGGAGCCCGAGCCACUGCCUCCAAGGUCGGAUUGGAUCGAUUCUGGCGGGAUAUUCGAGUGCACACUCUUCAUGAUCCAGUGGCGUACAAGAAUCGGGAAUUGGGACGAUAUGCACUUUUGCAUGAACUCCCUGAGCCUAGUUGGUAUACUUGA